AUGUCAUCAGCUCAAUAUGUGGGCGGGAAGGAGCUCCAUGUAUCGGCACAAACGACGAGAAUUAGGGACCUCGAACACGAAUUAGAAGAAGUAAAAAAUGACCAAAAGAUCAGGGAGCUGCAGUACCAAGCGGAAACAGUCAAAGCUGCAUGGAAAAUCAAAGAUAUCGAAUACAAACUGCAAAAGCUGAAGGAGCUCGAGAUCGAAGAGGCGAAAAAUUGGAAGGCGGAAACAGAAAGGGAAGGAGAGGGACUCGUCUUUACGCCAGCUGAGAGUACCGAGAGUUUGAGCUCCAUGGUGGAAGAGGUGUCCGAAGCACAUCGUGAGGCUCACUUUGAUGAAGCGAAAGUCUUGAUUCCUACGAUAACCAACGUUGAUGCUUCGGGCGAGACACGCAUUUUCAAUGCUCUUGGGGAAGCUUCCGAGAUUAGUGCUUCUAUCGACGUAAGUCAGAGUGGGAGCACCGAAAAAAAGACUGGCGUGGCAAAAGAGAUGGCUCAAGAGAUCGAAGGAGUAAAUCACAGCCAAAUAGCAUCUUUGAUCCAACCUAAUUCGAAGCCUGGCCGGACCAAUCCUUCAUCAGACCCCUUUCUCCCAGCGUCGAGCACUCUAGAAGACGGUAGUCCGGAGAUCGACCUCUCGCUACAAUACUACGGAGACUUGGAUUUCCCCGAGGACGCGAUUGAGAUGUCAUUUUUAGACAUGGAUCUAGAACAGCUUUAUGAAGUUGCAAGCGAUGUAGAAGCGGCUCUGGAAUCGGACGUCGAAGUGGACCUAAAAACUGAUGCUCAAUGUGAUCAGCUCAGCCUACUCGGCAAUAUCCACUAUUUCAUCUUUUCGAGAACUGGCGCAGUAGACGACAUCGAAAAUGCAAUUAGAAACAGCGAGGGGGCAGUAGAUGGUGCAAAUACCGAUGGUCCGAAAUAUGCGCCCCGUUUAAGAAAUCUGAUUACGAUGCUGAUGAAAAAGUAUGAAUGUACGAAUUUGUUGGCCGAUCUCGAUCAAGCUGUGCUCCGAGCCGAAACGAUGGCGACAUUGGGUCGCCCUGACUGGCGAGCUCAAUUUCUCGACCUAGCUAGAAUGAAGGGCAGAAAAUGCUUGCGGAUGGGCUCAAGGGAGGAGAUGGAAGAACUGAUGGUCAUGUAUGAGAUGAUGGGCCAACCCAACCCAGUUCGGCUGUCAACACACGACAUGGAAGAGAAAGUAAGAACCCUCAACAGACUUACUGAGAACAUUAACAACGCGAACGAGUCCGGGGAAUCUCACAAUUUUGAUGAACUAGACACGGCCUUAAAACUAUGCGAAGAACUUGUGGCAUCAAUAAACGACCCCCUUAAAAAAUCAGCCUUACUCUGCGGUCUAUUCCAAAUCCUUCUGGUUAGAUACCGCCAAUCUCACGAUCUCGAUGAUAUAAACAAAGCUAUGAAAAUAGGCGAGGAAGCUCUGGUGAUAAUACCUGAUGAUCAUCCGAGCAAAGCAAAGCUCCUCAGAAACUUAGCAGAGUGUUUUGACACUAGAUUCGAGAAAACAGACAACCUUGAGGACUUAAACAUGGCUAUCGAAUUAGGCGAAAAGGGUGCAAUAGCAGCUUGCAAAAGUGGCCCUGAAGAAGAAGAAGAAACAUUGCGUUUCUUGGCAUCAGCUUUUUUCCAAAAAUAUAAGCGGACUGAAAAUCUCGAGUAUUUGCGAAAAGCUACUGAAUCAAAUCAGAAAGCCCUCAAAAUGCUGGAAAUUCUGCCCAGAGACGAUUCAAAAAUAUUCAGCGCAUUGUACAACCUAGCAAGCUGUUAUGGUGUUAGAUUCGAUCGCGCUCGCAACCUCGAUAAUUUACAUGCGGCUAUCCAAGCGAGUACAGAAGCUCUAGAGUUAGCACCCCACAACGGCACUUACAGGGCAGACUUGUUGGCAAAUAUGGCCGAAUAUUUUCAUUCAAAGUUCGAAGAAAGUGGCAAUCUCCACGAUUUACAUAUUGCCAUCAAAAAAGCAAAAGAAUUUCUAAAAUCAGCUGGUCUUGAUCAUCCGGAGAAGGAAACAACCAUAGCCAAUUUGACUGGCUACCUUGUGAAAAGAUUCGAAUUAACCGGGAACCUCGAUGAUUUACAACUUUCUAUCGAGGCGAGCCGAGGAGCCGUGUCUAAUGGAAGUUUUGGAAAUCUGGCGGUAGCCCUUAUUGAAAGAUUCCAGCGAACCGGUAACUUUGAUGAUCUGAAUUCAGCCAUUGGCGCUACUGAGGAAGCCAUCAAAAUGACAUCAAACGACAUCGUUAAGGAAGUAGCUCUUCUAGUUAAUCUUGGUUCAUAUUUGUCAAACAAAUUCGCCACAACACAGGAUAUAACCGAUCUUAAUAAGUCCAUCGAAACCUAUAAGCAAGCUCUGGAAAUGCUGCCUCAACACGCCAAGGACAGGCCAACAGUGCUGACCAAUUUGAGCGGCGCGUACCACCAUAGAUUCGACAAAACCAAAAAUAUAGAUGAUUUCCAACUGGCUAUACAGACAGGCGAAGAGGCGUUGGCAGAAAUUCCUCACAGUCAUCCACACAGGGCAAUCAUCCUGCUCAACCUAGCUACGUCUCAAGCAAUUAAAUUCCGGCACUCUAAUUCAAUUCAUGAUCUCGAAAAAUCACUUGCCUUUUCCGAAGAAGCAUCAAGAUUUUUGCAUGCGCCGCUACCUAUUCGAAUGUCGGCGGCACAAUCUACGUUCAGGCUCCAAACCAGCAACGAAAUGUGGAUCGAAGCAGCUUGCACGGCAGAAUUUUCAAUAAACCUUCUUCCGCUACUUGCUCCACGCCAGUUGAAACAGAGAGAUCAACAGCAUGUGUUGGAAGAAUUUGCUGGUUUGGCCUCAGAUGGCGCCGCUACAAUUUUAAAAGCGGAGAAGGAUGUACAUCGGGCCCUACAAUUGCUCGAGCUAGGUCGAGGCGUCAUUACAGGCCUGCGGUUUGGUGCUCGGACGGACUUAUCUGAGCUUAGGCUGCAGUAUCCAGAGCUGGCGGGAAGGUUUGAACAACUCCGGAGUAUACUAGAUUCUGGGACGGCUGCUAGCGCUCUAGUUUCUCUCGAAGAGAUAGAUGUCAGCUAUGAUGCAAAUAUUGAGUUCGAGAAAAUCAUUGAUAGCAUUCGCUCGCUACCUAACUUUGAAAAUUUCUUGCUGCCUCCAGGAGUCGAUGAACUAAUGGACGCCGCAUGCCAAGGACCCAUCGUUGUUAUUAACGUCAGCGCCUUUUGA
Messenger RNA from Orbilia oligospora ATCC 24927, 3225 nucleotides. RefSeq lists its product as uncharacterized. Bases 1 to 3225 code for a protein of 1074 amino acids. The record is from RefSeq and is a predicted model, not a curated record. The transcript has a single exon. NCBI's taxonomy places the organism in Eukaryota, Fungi, Ascomycota, Orbiliomycetes, Orbiliales, Orbiliaceae. Gene Ontology annotation, molecular function: protein binding.